GAUGAAAUGCUUACAAUAUUGGCCCGAGGAGUUGAACGGUGUGAGCAAGUACGGACGAAUUGACGUCAAGUACGUUGAUGUCGAGGAGAUGUUUGAUUACAACAUCAGGACUUUUACAAUCAUGAAGGGAUAUGAUACCAGGGUGGUCAAGCAGUUUCAUCUCAAAUCGUGGCCAGACAAAGGUGUUCCCGAGCCUGGUGUCUUGUAGAAUUCUGGAGAGCGGUGGAUACUCAGAAAGAGCACAUUUCACCCAUUCUGGUUCACUGCAGCGCUGGUGUUGGGCGAACAGGAACAUUUAUUGCUCUCGACAAUCUUAUUUCACAAGCACAAAUUGAAAACUGUGUCAGACCAUUCCAGAUUGUUGAAGCGUUGCGCGAACAAAGGGUUAGCAUGGUCCAAACAAAGGAACAAUACACCUAUCUACAUGAGGCCCUGGCUGAAGCUCUUUUGGUUGGGACACAUCACGUGGUGACCCGACAGUUCGAAAGUGUCCACCAGUUCAUGAUUGGAAAAGACAGAAAUUUGACAACUACACGACUGGAAAAACAGUUCGAAUUGUGCAUGCGUAGUGUUGAAAGUCGUGAAGGACAUUUGCUACCAGUGGCAAGUCAAGAGGCAGAAUAUGGCAAUAUUGGGGGAAACUUGGCUGAAAUAGAUUCAUAUCGGCCUCAACAUUAUAGGAGGAGUGAACCACCAGCUGAAAUAAAUCUCCCUGUAAGUUAG
Molecule: messenger RNA, 723 nt
Organism: Dreissena polymorpha
Lineage: Eukaryota; Metazoa; Mollusca; Bivalvia; Myida; Dreissenidae
Exons: 6
Coding region: 391-723 (110 amino acids)
Source: RefSeq, a predicted model, not a curated record